UGAAAGGAGGAGGGUAGGAAGGGGCGUGAGAUUAUAAAACCGAGGAUCGCCGUAUGUCUUUUUGUACCUUCCACACAUUUAGUCCCAACCGCCCACGGCCACCAUCUGCUGCUCCCGAAGCAGAGGCUCAUACAACGGCGUCAAGCCUGGAGCUUUAAAGACAACAACGGGGUUUCCCGUUAAAAGCACCACGGUUCCUAAGACAUUGGAUUAGCUGAGUGAAUUUGAUCACUAAAGCUAAGACCACCGUUGUUGCCGCCAUCCACCAGUUGAAACAAAGUCACAAAAAUCAGGACAAAAUGGUGCAGAACAAGAUCACCGAAGUUACCGGAUUCCAUCGCUCUUUUAAGGGCCAAAACCCCUUUGAAUCUGAGGAAUUUUCCAAAACAGGAUCCCAUCUCAUUGAAUCUGCCUUCAAUUUUGAUUGUUCCGCCCGGCUUGACCUACCAUCCAGCCAGCCCAUCGACAUCCCAGAUGCCAAAAAGAGACACAAGAAGAAAAAGAGAUGCCGGGCAACGGACAGCUUCUCAGGGCGAUUUGAGGAUGUAUAUAAACUGCAAGAUGAGGUGCUAGGGGAAGGGGCCUAUGCCAGGGUCCAGACUUGCAUCAGCCAAAUCACCCACAAAGAAUAUGCUGUGAAGAUCAUUGAGAAGAGGCCAGGACACAGCAGGAGUCGGGUUUUCAGGGAGGUGGAAAUGCUGUACCAGUGUCAGGGCCACAGAAAUAUUCUGGAGCUAGUGGAGUUUUUUGAGGAGGAGGACAAGUUUUACCUUGUGUUUGAGAAGCUCAGAGGAGGCUCCGUCUUGGCCCACAUUCACAAGAGGAGAUACUUUAGCGAGCAGGAAGCCAGCAUUGUGGUGCAGGACAUUGCGAGUGCGCUGGACUUCCUUCACAAUAAAGGUAUGGCCCAUAGAGACCUGAAGCCUGAAAACAUCUUGUGUGAACACGAGCACAGGAUUUCGCCUGUGAAGAUUUGCGAUUUCGAUCUGGGCAGCGGAAUUAAACUCAACAGUGACAGUUCACCCAUCUCCACUCCAGAGCUCCUCACUCCAUGUGGAUCUGCCGAAUACAUGGCACCAGAAGUUGUGGAAGCCUUCAACGAGGAGGCCACAAUCUACGAUAAACGCUGUGAUCUGUGGAGCCUGGGCGUCAUCCUCUACAUCAUGCUGAGUGGUUACCCUCCCUUCGUGGGCCGUUGUGGAAGUGACUGUGGAUGGGAGAACGGAGAACCCUGUCAAGCAUGCCAGAACACCUUGUUUGAAAGCAUUCAGGAGGGCAAGUAUGAGUUUCCAGAGAAAGAGUGGGCUCAUAUUUCCUCCAGCGCCAAAGACCUCAUUUCCAAACUGCUUGUGCGGGACGCCAAGAAACGUCUCAGUGCCGCUCAGGUUCUCCAACACCCCUGGGUACAAGGGGGUGCCUUGGACUGUCCCCCCUCCUCAAUCCUGCCGCAAAGGAAUAGCAGCACUAAGGACCUGACAUUCUUUGCGGGCAAGGCUGUUGCUAUGAACCGGCAACUGGCCGAGCAAGACGACCUGGAAGAGCAGCAGCUUGACCCUCCUCAGGUCAUCACAGCCAGUGCCACGUCCAUGCGGCUCUCCCCUCCCUCCAACUCCAAACUGGCCAAGCGCAGACAGAGGAAUAGCCUGCUGAAAGGAGCACCAGUGUCUGCCUCUGAGCUCAGGCAGCUCCUGGCACCGCUGGUCAUUGUGGGGGACUGUGCUUGAUCGGUUGAGCUGGGCUCCCGUGAACAAUUUUCCAAUUUCAAAUGGACGAACGAACAAGUAUCUGCUAUCUUUUGUGCAAAUCCUUCUCCGUUUCUUCUACCCACUUGAAUGGGACCCAGUCCUUUCCUAAACCAUGGUUCAGUUUGUGCCUGUUGCAAAUCUAUUUAAUUCCCUUAAGCACUGGAGCAAGAACUCCUACAGCACUUUGAUCAACUUUCGACAGCAUGGGAAUCACCUUGAGAGCUCAAGGCGAAUGAACUGGACUCUGUUUAGGAUAGCGAUUGGGUUACAUAAGCCAUUUGGAAAUUUGUCUAAAGGUAGAGCAUAAAUACCAGCUCAAACACCAAAGGUCUAAUACCCCCACCCCCUACCCAAACCUUUUUGUGCUGCUUCCACGUUACAACUGGAUCCACUGUGAAUAUUCUCUGUGAGAGAUGCAACUGCAUUUGUUUUUCAGGAACGUUCUUCCUGUACGUAUGUCUGUUUGUGUGUGUGUGUGUGUGCGCAUAUAUCCCCCUCCCCUUCAGCAGAUACUGAAGAUACUGGUAUGUGCUUAUGCAACUCUGAUGAAGGCUAUUUUGACUUGCAUUACUUUAGCAGAGAUCUUGUAUAAGUGGAGCAAAGCUCUGAUAAUAGUGCCUCACCUUACUUAAUGCAUCGCUGUCCAUCCCCACAGCCUUUUAAUUCCGACAAGAAAAUCUCCUUACCAAUAGAAAUAGCUAUUUUUUUCCUCCAUUACUCAAGCACUUCCAGAGUGUGUCCUUCCAGUACCGUCUUGCAUCACUAAGCCAGAAUAUUCCAGAUAGUCUGCUUUUGAGGCAUGGUUUCCCCUAGGUAAAGAACCAGUAAACAUGCUGCAUUUUACUUUGAAUGCAAGGUUUCAGCCUUGCAAGACUCAAAUUGGAAUUGCAGUAUCAGAUGCAUCCAACCCGAUAUCUAGGAAACCAUAACAGUUUCCUGUAAAAUUCACCAAAAAUCUUAUCAGUAAUUGAUAAGAGUGAAUAUAAACAUUUCUGAGCACAACUGGGAUAAAGUGCAUGCUGGAAAGCAACCAGGUGGUUGCACAAGCACACGUUUACCAAUGUGAUUAGGUGAAUGACGAUGGUCUGUAUCCGGGAGUCGAGGUUUUGAACUUGUUCCCCACUUUAAGGGGGAUAAUUAUGGUACGGAAAUUUCAAACUAUCAGCUUGUGGAUACCACCAAAAGCGAAUUAUAUAAAUAUUAAGAGGGGAGGGAGAGAUUAUUUUCAAGUAACAUAAAACGUAAAAAAAAAAAAAAAAAAUGGAAAAAGCAUUCCAGGAAAAAAAAGGAUUCAAAAAAACUAAACAAAAAAAAAAAGUCUUCCAAGAAAAUGUAGCUGUAUGAGUGAAAUGGUCUAAGAAAGUUUACUUGUUUUUUUUUUUUUUUUUUUUUUUUUUAAUUUUAUUUUAUUUUUAUAUAUAUAUAUAUAUAUACGUUAAUGGUUGACUCCAAUUUAGAGUGUGCCACACUGAUGUUUCAAACUUUAUUGAGCUUUUUAACUUUUUAUUGAAAUGAUAUUUUCUAUCUUAUUUUUAUGCAGGUGCUGUUCAGGUGGAACGUUUUCCUUUUUUUUUUUUUUUUUUUUAUAGUUUUGUUACUUUAUUAAUGUUGAUUUAUAUGCUGUAAAGACCUAGAAGAGUAUGUGAAUGUGACUGGAGCUAGAGGGCUGAAAGGAAGGAAAAAAACAAAGGAAGGAAAAAAGAGAGGGAGUCAUAGUCCUACAGAUCUGAUGUUUUACUGUUUGUUCUUGCUUUGGAAGUGACUUCAGGGUUGUUUAAACUCCCCCUUUUCUCUCAGAAAUGAUUGGUGGCUUGAUCGUUUUAGUAAGACACAAUUUUUGCCAAAGUGCGCUCGUUUCUAAAAUCUAAUGCACUGAGGUAUCUGGGAGUGCUGAUCUCGGAUCAGUUUUAGCCUUUCCCAUGCCAAUUCAUAAGACACAGCAUACUUGGUUGAGCCGAGCACAGACCAUCAUUCCCUCUCCAAGGUGCAUAAAACAUUUAAACCCAGUAGUCUGGAUUCAGAUCAAGUCUUUAUGAAUUUUGCAAGCAUUAGCGUCACUUAUGGGAGUUCAAAUCGCCCAAGCAUAUGAUCCUGUUGAAUGUUUUCAGAGUGUCACCUGACAUGUUGCUCUGAGAUAUGAGAAACCUAAUGGCAGUCCUUAGUUUUGAAGGGCCCAUUAUGCUGAUUAUUAUGACACUGAUUGUAACCUUUAUUGAUUUUUGUCUUUCUUUCUUUAAGAAUCUUUUUACAGAUGCAUCUUUGUGGGGUUUUUAUGUCUUAUAGUAAGACUUGAAUUGUAUGUGCAACAGUUUCCUCAUGUUUUGUUCAGGAAACUUCUUUUGCUACAGUGUACAAAUGGCAAACAAAAAUGUUUAUAAGCUGAGAUUUAAAGCAAUCUUUGGUCUGGAAAGUACCAUUUCCGCCACUUCUGUUCAGUAUUUUGUCUUUCUCCUUGGCUUUGGUAUAUUUCAGAUUUCCCAAGUGUUUGGGUUUGUAUUUUCUGAAAUGUCUGUGGCGCUUGGCUGAUCCUUUGAAGCCCCUGUGCCUCUGACAAAAGAUUCACAACUGUUUUACCCAUAAGGUAGUUAUGGGUUGCCUUGUAGUAACAGAUCUGACUUGGAUUCUCAAGAAUAUAUAUAUAAAUAAAAUUUCUUUCAGGGGGGGAAAUGUAGAAAGUUCUCAUUCAAUGUUCCCGUUUUACACAGGCCAAUAUUUGCCAUUAUAAACAAGUGUUGUAAUAUGAAGUUGGUUUUUUUUUUUUUUUUUUUUUUUUUUUUUCCCUGCAAUGCAAAGAUUGGGAUAAAAGUAUUCAGGUGCACAAUUCUUUUUAUAUAUAUUAUUUUUGUUUUAUAAUCUAAUGUGACCCUCUAGUCUGAAGGCUAUUGUUUUUGCAGUGUUGUCAACAACACUCAUUAAGAGCACUGUUUGUCCGUUUCCAAAAUCCAAACUCUGUCCAAAUUAAUAAUUGGGGAAAAAUCUGACAUGGGGUCUCACCUGGGACAAUGUAGGUAUUGAUUUAAAGAAGCACUUUACUGUACCAUGUGGCUGACUGCAGUUCACUCAAAGCUAAAUUUAUGACUGUUGUGGCAGAAUUUUGUAUUGUUUUGUACAAAACAAACCAACAAAAAUGCAAUAAAAUGCUUUGAACAA
Messenger RNA from Megalobrama amblycephala (Wuchang bream), 4895 nucleotides. RefSeq names its product MAPK interacting serine/threonine kinase 2b (gene mknk2b). Lineage: Eukaryota; Metazoa; Chordata; Actinopteri; Cypriniformes; Xenocyprididae. Gene Ontology annotation, biological process: peptidyl-serine phosphorylation; intracellular signal transduction; protein autophosphorylation. Gene Ontology annotation, cellular component: cytoplasm; nucleus. Gene Ontology annotation, molecular function: calmodulin binding; ATP binding; calcium/calmodulin-dependent protein kinase activity. The record is from RefSeq and is a predicted model, not a curated record. Bases 300 to 1724 code for a protein of 474 amino acids. The transcript is spliced from 14 exons.